Pygocentrus nattereri (red-bellied piranha) is the source of this 8390-nucleotide messenger RNA. RefSeq names its product NHS-like 1b (gene nhsl1b). The transcript is spliced from 9 exons. Bases 1037 to 5959 code for a protein of 1640 amino acids. NCBI's taxonomy places the organism in Eukaryota, Metazoa, Chordata, Actinopteri, Characiformes, Serrasalmidae. Gene Ontology annotation, biological process: cell differentiation. The record is from RefSeq and is a predicted model, not a curated record.
CGUAUUUCAGUAGCACUUACAGGGCUGUUUGUAAUCCAAAACUCAUAGUCGUCCAGCAUGCUCUCGAAGUAGAACACUCAGUGAGAUCGCUCUCAGACAAACAGGGGAGAUGAAUUGCAGACAAGUGUGUGUUUAUGCCAGCGUCAGGUGAGUGACUCUCACGCAAACACGCACAUGCAAGCUCGAAAACCUAGACGAGUGUCUGUGGUGAGUGCACCUGCUCUUUAUGCUCUGAGUAAGAAGAAACUGACAGAACUGAACUGCCGUUUUUAUUCAUCCGGGAAUUCUGCUCAUUUCAACGUCACGUCUUCAUCCAGGUGACACAUACACACGCUCUGACACAUGGAGAGGUGUGGUAUGCUGGCCUUAAGGGCUUUGAGGAUUUGACUGCUCAGGAAAGCAACUUCGUGGUCAGACACGUGCACAACCCUUGAUUUCAGACCAAGAGUUCGUUGACUUUGGAAUAUAAGGGCCAAAUCACAGGUUUGGGGAGUGAGAGUUAGUCCCAGUGGAGUAAAGACAGCAGUGGAAGAAGAAAGAUCAGCAUUUUUUUCGAGUCUGCUGGUUCAGCUAAUUAUGUCUUGGGUUUCUUUACUUUUCUUGGAUUUUUAUUCCAGUCACAAGAAACUGGAAACAGAAGAGGCAUCAGUACAGGUUCUCGUGAUUUAGAAGGAUAUGGCUUUUCUAUAGAUACAGCAUGGAAAAAUCUAACAUUUUGGAGUACAAUUUUUAAGGAUCUGAGUGACUUUUGCUCAAGGCUCUCAAGUUUUGUGGGUCAUUAAUGUCUUUUGGAUCUUUCCUAAACUUUGGACUCUUUUCUUGUUUCUGAUAUAUUUUGAAUUCAUCCCUUUUUUAUGCUGAUAUAUUGAUGUAUCUUCUCUUUUUUGGCCCCUUUUUUGGACCCCUUUUUUCAUGAACUUAAAGUCCAGAACGUCUUCUUGAGUUCUUGUCUUAUCUGAGGCUGACUGACCAUGCAUUUGUGAGCUCGGUCCAUUUCUGACCCGGUUGACCACUCCCCUUUCCCAAUUCGGGAAGGAUGCGGAGAGAGAAGCGCAGAGAGAGAGAGAGGAAGGAGAAAACCGCCCCAGUGUCCCGCGCCCUCAGCUGGUUGAGUGGGAAGUCCAUCUCACGCCGGACACGCAAACUCUUCCAAAGUCACAAUGACCUGAGCACACUCUCCCACUCAGGACAGGAGGAGGAUGAUGAUGACUGGCUGUAUGAGCCCCAGCACUACAUAGCUGUGUCUAAUCUGGAUGAGGAGAGUAAGUGGACAGUUCACUACACUGCACCUUGGCACCAGCAGGAGAAUGUCUUCCUGCCAGCAUCCAGACCAGCAUGUGUGGAGGAGCUGCAUCGACAGGCAAAAGUCAACCUCAAAACGGCCCUCAGAGAAUGUGAUAAGUUGAGGAAGGAUGGUUUCCGCAGCUCACAGUACUACUCACAGGGCCCUACCUUCUCAGGCUCUGCCCACUCCCACAGCAGCCAGCAGGAAGAUGAGGAUGAUGAAGUUGAUGAGGUUGAUAAUAAGUCCACUGCAUCCUCUGCAGAAGAGGAGAAGAGUUCCAACCCAAUGAAGGCUCAGACUCCAGUGCAGGGAGAGGGAUCAGAGGUCGAUGGACAAGAGCUGUGCUUUAAGGCUCCACCCCUUCCCACACCUGAAGAGAAGAUGAGACAGCAAGCUCAGGCUAUUUUAACAGACAUCGUCCCCAUAAAUGUCACAGGGGAGACAUUUGACCGGCAGGCCAGCGUCCGCCGCUCCCUAAUAAACACGGACACUCUGGCCCGUCGACCCAAGAAGGUCAAACGGAGAAAGACUAUAUCAGGGCUGCCUGACAACAUCCAGCAGGAACUAGCAGCUAAAGGACGAGGAGGGGAGCUUCGACCACAGUCCAUGUUUAUCCCUGGACAGUAUUCAACACUGGGGCGCUCUGGUAGUGUGAGCUCCACACUCAGGCGCUCUGAGACAAGAGAUUCUGGCUGCCAGACUGAGGAGGUAAAAAUUGUCCCACCAUCCGUAAGGAGGAUCCGAGCUCAGAGGGGCCAAGGUAUUGCUGCUCAGAUGGCUGGCAUCUCGACAUCUGCAACCAAUAUAUCUACAGUUUCCGAUGGAUACUCCCCCGGAUCACCCACGCAUGUCAUACCUCCUCGGUUCAGUAGUGAUGCCCAGCGUUUCCACAGUUUGCCACGGGGAGCAAGAGUCUCUCUGAAUGCAGAGCCCCUGUACAGCAGCACUCCAUGCAGGCCAGACAACAGCACUCCAACAACUCCUCGCCAGAUUGGAAAACUCCAGGUUGAUGAGACUGUAGUUCACAUGAGGAAUGCCCCUAGGACAAGUACUAUAACCCGCCCAAAGUCUCAGGAGGUGAGGAGCACACAUGGGGAGUGGGGAACUGUCACUGGUCCUGCCUGCGUGGUUUCUCCUCAUGCAGCCUACUCAACGUCACUCAUCCCCAAUGCCACAUUGUCAUGUUCUGCUGAGGUCAUUGCCCUUCACACUACAUCAAGCCCAGGGCAGAAGUUGCAUUCAAGGCCUCUCAGCAUGGCCUCAACUGUCAAUGGAGAGAGCUCCACCAGUAUGGCAACAAGUACUGAUAUAGCAGAGGCAGACGUGCAGGAAACUGGCCAGUCAGACAGCAGCUUGCAUAGUCACAGUACGAUUGCUGCAGCAACAGUAUCUCCAGAUGACCAGUGGAUUUAUGACACCCCUGAGAAUGUGCUGCCCAGAAGGACGCUCACCUCCAGCUGCUCCACCCCUAUCAAUCAUCUCUAUAACAGCCUGGAGCACUCCUCAAAAGGCACAGAUUCCAGUUCCCUUUACUCCAUGGACAAUGAUGGCUACUACACUUCAAUGCACCUGGACUCAGGCCUCAGGUCAAAAAGCCAUAGCAUUGUGGGCAGGGCAGCAAGGCAUAGUAUGUAUGAGUGCAUAAGCCACCCAGAAGACCACGCCAGCUUGUAUAGCGACCGAUCACUGUCUCGCUCCAUCUCGCUUCGCAAGUCUAAGAAGCCACCUCUGCCACCAGCACGCACAGACUCAUUGCGCCGAAAGCCUAAGAGCCUCAGUGGUGCCAAAGGUACAGCAGAAACUAGCAGUGGAUCAGUUCUUAAUGAGUCUUUGAUCGCUACAUUACAGCAGUCUCUUCAGAAUGGGCUUAAAGGGAAAGGAUCCUCCUCCUCACCAUCUCAUAGCCCUUGCAGUGACUAUGAGGACCCAUGGAUGUUGCGACCUAGGAGCCAGAGUAGCAUAAGUGCCGGAAGCAGUGGGGUGUCUGCUGUUGGUGUAGCUAAUGUCUAUUCCAUCUGUCAUGUCACACCAUCACACAGCGACACUAGCAGCCUGCGCUCUGACUAUGCAGAGUCUUGGGGCUAUUAUAUGGAUUACCCUCGUCCGCACAGCGAUCAGAUACAGUCACCUCCUCGUACUAACUCGAUGUCUAGUGGAGGGCAGUCAGGUGGGAUGGGAGAUGGACAGGGUCUCCACAAUGGUACCCAGUCCACCCUUCCUCCUGCCCAGGGCGAUGUGUCAGUGAAGCCUCAGGCAAACACCUCCUCGCCGGACAGGGUGCAUCGUUUGACCUCUCCAUCAAGCGGAUAUUCAAGCCAGUCCAACACUCCAACAGCUGGUACUCCUGUUCCUUCUUUCAUGAGAUCCAUGUCACCUUCAGGCUGCAAGCCAAAACCACGUGUGCCUGAAAGGAAGUCAUCCUUGCUGUCCUCUGUGUCCAUCUCCUCUUCAUCCACAUCGCUAUCUUCUAACACUUCGGAUUCUGUUAAGAAUAACAUUCCUCCUCCACCUCUGCCGCCUUCCUCAGUGUCCCUCUCACCCCUCAGCCCCCCACUUUUCCCUCCACCUCUUCCACCCUCCAGUCCUGUGUGCUCUACAAGUCAGGACUUCUCACCUGCAACUGCUCCUGCUUUGCCCUCUACCCCACAGCAGGAAGCUUCAAUAAGCCCACCUUCCUUGAAUUCCUCUCCAGAGUUUCCACCUCCCCCUCCUCCAGAAAUGUUAAAUGACCACAGCAUGUCCCUUAAUGGUUCUUUUAGCCCUACUCUUCAUCCACCUCCCCCCCCACCACCUCCCCCGUUUCCUCCCACUGUCAGUGCUCAUGCUCCACACGCAUACUCCAUGCCCACCAUGACACCAGUGUUACCUUCAUCUGCAAGCUUAAAGGGAAUAAAAAAUGGCCUCAAGCCAGUGAACUCUGAGAGAAGAUCAGCUGCCACAAACUCUGAGGAGUCUGGCAAGCAUGCAGUGCCGCUGAUCACCCCAUUUGCCCUCCAGAGCGUGCAGCUCCGGUCAGUCAAACUGCUAGAGAACGGUAAAGCAGAUAGUUCCAAAUCUCAGGAAAUGGAGACUGGCCAGAUGGCCAGUAAGACUUGGAUUCCAGUGAAGUUUAAAAAACAGGAGCAUCCAACUGUUUUGUCUCUUGCUUCUUGUGCUGCUCCUGAAAUGAAUGGACUUUUAAGUACUUCAUCUCCAGAGAAGAAACUCCCCAUUGACAACAGCUCUGCUGAGAUACCACUAGAUAAUGCAGAAUCUGGGGAACAAAUGCACUCUGAUCAGUCUCAGUGGUCAAGUGACUCUAUAGGCCAUGCCCAAGUUUCAGGUGAUGCAGAAGUAGAUGGGCCAGAGAGGGGCCUGCCAACAUCUGCUGAGUCAUCACAAAACACUACACCUAAGAAAAAACCACCUGCGGUCUCCAAGAAGCCCAAAUUUUCACCUGUUGUCUCUCCAUCAGCACCUGAAUCUGCUGCAGAGGAAACACGGAUACUAGCCAAUGGGGAAGAUGCUUCUGAUUUCUCAGACCUUCAGAGUGAGGUGGCUAUUUGUGAUAUCGUAAAAAAUGGUCUGGAAUCCCCAUCUGUGGACGAGCUGGAGCAAGAAAAUGACCAAACCAACACAGAGAGUUCCAUAUCUCCUACUGAGGUGAGCGAAUUUGGAAGUAGCACACCUCUAACUGAUAGUCAGGCUGAGGAAACCACCCAGACUAAAGUCGUCAAGGAAGUAGAUGUUGAUGAGACGAGGGGCAUUUCAGAAGGAGAAUUAGAAGAAGACGAUGGAGAGGAUGAAGAUGGAGUGAGCAGCACUACAGGAUCUAUCAGCUCCAAAGAUGAUGAAAAUGGUGAUGUGUUUGAGUCCAGCGUGGCAGAUUCCUCACCGGCUCCCAUCAACGGUGAAGUUUUUGAGGACAUGGUGACCCCCACAAGACCCCGAACCACCGAGGACCUCUUCGCUGCCAUUCACAGCCUGGACUGGCUGAGCAUGAACGCCCCCCAGCACAUGAGGUCCAAGCGGAAGGUUCUAGGACGACGAGAGUCAGAAGAUGACCGCUCGCGAGGUAACCCCUCAUCCCCUCCAGUCACCCCCACCGGGACAUGUCCUGCACUGGGCUCCUCCCUGCCCCGGCAGAUGGGUUCCAUACAGCGCAGCCUUCGCAAGUCAGCCACCAGCAGCGACACCUUCAAAGCGCUGCUGCUGAAGAAAGGCAGCCGCUCAGAAACCAGCUUCCGCAUGUCAGCUGCAGAGAUGUUGCGCAGCACAGAUCCACGCUUCCAGAGGGCUCGCUCGCUUGACUCCUCAUUGGACCCCAUGUUGCCCACUAGUCCAGACAGUCCCUGUUCUUCUCCCAGCCGCAGCAAGAGGGCACCUGAGGACUGGGCACGUAGCGAGGGGAUGAUACCACGGUACACUUUUGGUUCUUCAUCAACAUCCCCUUCAUCUCUGGUGGGGCCAAAAUAUGGACGAUCACGCACGCCACCCUCUGCUGCCAGCAGCAAGUACAACGCCCGCAGCCGCAUCCUCAGCAGCCCCAUGACCGUCAUCUGUGAAAGGGAGGGCGAACUGGCUGAAAGUGGAGAGAGCUGGGACGAAUCAUGCCCUGAUUCUCCUGUAACACCCGCCCCCCAAGCAGUCCCUCAGGACUCUAAUGGCACUUUAUGUGAAGAGGAGAGCAGUUAAGCCAGUCGUUCCCAACCCUAGUCCUGAAGCGUUCCUGCCAUGUGUAUUUUCAUAUACUCCCUGCUCUAACAACUGCUUAUAAUCUCUUCAGUCAGAUGUGUAGGGCAGGGGCACUCUAGGACCAGGAUUGGGAAUAGCUGAGUUAAGAGUUCAAAACAGUUUCCCAAACUAGGGAAUAAAUGAACCUCUUCACAGUAGCAGAGACUGGUCCAUGGCAUAAGGAGGGAACACUGCAGACCCAGUAAUCUGUGUCCCCACUUACAUCAGGCCUGCAGACAAUGCUGGACCAAUCUGCUUGGAGGGGAGAAGAGGUCAGGCCACAAGGUGCCUCCUUCAGACUGAUCAGUGCUUUGUCUGAAGUGAAUGAAUACCAUUUUCAGUUGCCACUCUUCUUAAACAAAACAAAAAACUGUCACCCCAUUUUAACUGUUUAUGUUAUUAUUGUUGUUCAUGAGAGAUUAGCAUUCAUUUACAGUACUACACUCAUCUCCCCCAAAGCUUAGCUGUUUUACUUCUGUUUGUUUUGCUUGGGUUGUCUUCCUUUUCCAGUGCAAUGAACUUCAGGAAUAACUACAGAAAAGCAGACUAGGAAAGUGGUUUGAUAAGGAUUGAUUAUGAGCAGCAUGUGUGAGCAAGAGAUGAAGGAAUUGCUAAGUGACUCAUUUUGGCUGCAGUGGUGUACUAGUGGAUGGAUGGGGUUGGCUUUGUGGAAUGCCUAAACAGACUCUUGAGACCGCAGCUUAUUUACAUCCUUUACAAUUUUGCUGAUGCGGUUUUCACUUAAGCUGGGAAUGCCCUCUGCUUCUCAGUUUUAGAAACACAUCAAUGAACUACAGAUUUCACCAUAAACAGAGUUCUUUCUCUUUCUGUUCACCCUUAAUACUGGAAUGCUCACCGGUACUGUGAGAGUGGUGGAGAAUCCAGACAGGAGGUGAUGACUGGAACAUGGACAGAAGGACUGUUGAAGUGGCACAACUGAGAUGCUGGCUCAAUGACAAGUUUCAGAAUAUCCUUUGAGUUUUAGUGUGUUGGUUUGCACUGUAUACGUGUGUCUGUUUAUUUGUCUCUGUUUGAUCAUUUAAAAAGAAAAACAUUUUAUGCCUGUGUUUGUUGUAACUCAUUUCACAUAUGAAGAGUGAUUUUUUUUUUGUUGUUGUUACAAAAAAGAGAAAACUUACUUGAAAUGAAUAACAGACCUGUUUUCUUUGUAAUGGUUUGGGUAACCAAAGAGCUAAACAGUAAAUGUAGCCUGCUGUAGGGAUUCUGGAUUGGUGAUGGCAUUUAUUUGAGUUGUUCUGGUUUGGUGAAGACUAGCUUUUACUUAACCGAGGCUUAAUUACUAACUCCUCUUUUGUGUACCUUCUUGUGCAGUUUUGUAUUGUUUUCUAUGUACAUAAAACACAAUUUAUUAAGAAGUAACAUCUGAACUUAUUUUCAAAGAAUUUGUACAUUGUAGAAGCCCCUGUUGAAGGGGAGUGGCUCCUUUUGUAGAGUAUUUAUUUUAGAAUAGCCAGAAUGUGAUUUGAUAUAGCUGGGGGGAUUUUAGAGGGAGAUCUAUGACUCAGUUUAUUUUGGAUUAAAGGGGGAAGGCUGCAUUACAUUACGUUUCAUGAAUCAAUCAGAGUCUGGCUGAGACUUCAGGCCUGUAACAGGGAGCUUAUGAAGUCUCAUUCUCAUUCUACUGGUAGCUAUAGAACAAGAAAUCAGAAUCAUGGCUACAGGAGAGACAGAGUGAUAUAAAUGAUCUGGAUGUUGAUGAAAAGGAAGACGGCUGCUAACCCUCUUGUGUACGUCUCUGUAAUAAAACACGGUGUUAUUUAAAAAAGGUCCCAUCUGUCCUGCCUCUGUCUUUGAUUCACUGCCACCUGUCAGCCAGUUGCUCGACCACAGUCUCAUUAACAGCGUCACCAUGGCAUCCAUGACCGUUCGUCACUUAUAAAGACCUCCGGGAGAUCAUUGCUCAACUGCUCCUUCUUGUCCACCCCCAUGCUCACAUUGGUCAUCACCUACUCUAGAAGUGUCUUCAGGACCACUGAGCCUUCAGUAUUACUAAGCUUUCAGAAGUGGAACCAAUUUGGGGUGUCCAUUGAGUCUUUAUAGCACAGUAGCUGAACAUUAGUGGUUUACAGCUGAAAAAAGGCAGAUACAGCUCUAGAUAUCUUGGGCCAAAAGUGAGGACUGUCAAAUAGGAAUUGGACUCACCUCUCUUCCUAUAGGACAAAAACAAGAUUGAGCCUGCCACACGUUAUCUGCCUAUUGUUAUGACUGUUCAGUACUGUCUGGUAAUGGAUCCUUGUUUGUUAUUUUGACUCUGCAUCAGCACACAGAACAAGCAAGUUGCCCCUCUAUUCAUAGUCCUUUUCCUUUGUGCUGGGUCUGUGAACAUGAUAUUCAGGCAACUGUUACCUCGAAAAUAAACCUGAUGACACUG